GUGAUCGCGGAUCGGAGGCCUCAGUACCGCCCGAGCUAGCGACGCGUCGAGAUCUGAACACCCGAACCGUUACUACAAACUUACACUGCGCGAACCGUUACACUUUUGUGCUGGGAGCGAUCGAACACUAAUACACUUACCACGAAUUUCCCGCACAUCGAAGAGAUUUUCCUUCCCCCCAUUGAACUGUACCUGAAUAGUUGCGUUUUUGGAGUUUUGGAAAAGUGCACACAAAAAACUAAUUGGAAAUGCAGUACUCGAGCAGUUCGGAAAAUUACUCAUCCUCGUUGCGGGACAAGCCUUCGAAAUGGGGCAGGAACGACAAGAACUACGCCUAUAAGAAGUCAUCCUACCAAUACUCAAGUUCCGGCGACAACAGUGUUUCGUAUCAGGGCAAAUCCCCCGACCAGAACAUAGACCAGUUGGAUGCCCUGCUGGAGGAUCUGAAGCAGGAACGCCAGAUCACCAACAGGGAACGCGAUCUGCUGCCCAGCAAUGGAACUACUUAUAGAACACUGGAACGCACUGAUCCUUCGGGCACUGUAACGAGGACUACGCGAGUGGUCAAGACCAGCAAACACUCGGGCUCCGGUGGCCAACAGCCCUUCAUUGACGAUGUGGAGACCUUUAAUCCCACCGAUUAUAGCACCCUUCAGUCCACGGCCAAGUACUCCAGCUUGAAGAGGGACGAUUAUCAGACCAAGGAAAAGCCCUAUACUUUGGCCCACUCCCCCGGCGGAGGACACUACGAGAGCAAGACGAAGCUCUACGAGAGCAAUCGCACCAUUAACAACAACGUGGAGCUGCUGCCCGCGACGAGCAGCACCCAUCAGACGUUGACCAGCGGCACGACCAUCGACAAGGAGCUGCAGGACAUCGCUUUGAGCGAUGGCAUCCUGCCUGCUCCGGGCACCAAGGUGACCACCACGGUGCGGACCUACACCUACGAGAUUCCGGCCACGGGACCGGGAAGCAACACCAGCACCAUUAACCGCACUCACACGCUGAACAACUCGAACACGCUGAGCAGCAGCUACAAGCUCCACGAGAGCCACAACAACACCAGCCAGAACUUUACCCAGUUGUCGCCAUCGCACUCCCAUGCCCCACAGACGGUGGUCUACAACACGGAGAGCUACUCCACGCUGAACAGGCCGAACAAUGAUCGUCCGCUGGUCACCAACCAGUCCUACGAGAUUAGGGAGCACAAGGAGACCACCACGCGGGGAGUGAGCCCCCAGCCACGCCAGCUGCCACUGGGAUCGGGUCCCUCGGGAACUCCGCCCGGCAACCGUACCGUCAUCUACAAUAUCCACAAGACGGAUAACGUGAGCACAGUCAAUGAGCUGCCGCCCCAGCAGCGCUAUCCGCCGCACAGUCCGCCGGCUGCCCACAGUCCUAAUCCCAAUUACGGAGGACCCCACAGUCCACCACUGCAGCCGGGAGUGAAUCGCUAUUACUACAAGGAGACGGAGACCUCGAAUACAGUGAACAGCAUCCAUGGACCGCCAAAUGGGGGACCCUAUGAGCCGCAAUCCGCUCCCCUGAAGCAGCUGCCGCCCAACAACAACGCGUAUCCACCACAACAGCCACCGAAUGGCAAUGGUUAUCCACCCAAUUCAACCACUUACAGCUACAAAUACUCCUCGACCACCAACUCAAACAACCGACGUGGUCCGGACUACGGAUCCCCAUCCCCAUUCCCCGUCGAUGGAGUCGAGUAUCCAGUGAACAGCAAUCCUCCCCAGCGAGUGGACGAUCUGAUGCAGUCAUUCGGAACUACCACCGACCAUGUGGAUCGCGUGGACAUUGAGACGCCGGUGCGCAAGCGCGAAAUCGAAACGGCGGUGGCCUCGCCCAACCAGCAGCAUGUGCCAUCCGUAAACAAGGCGGGCAAGGAGGUGUACUAUCCACCUGGUCAUGAUACCAUUGUCAUGAAGCGCGAGGAGAUGCAUGCUGGAUCGGCUUCAGGAGGUCGCUGGGCCAAGGGAUCCGGAAUGUACGAGUACGAGUCCGGCUCCAAGUCAAAGACGAAAACCAAGUCCGGCGGCGCCGUGGUGCCCGUGUGCCUGCCCCUCUGCUGUGCCAUGCCCUGCUCCAUUAUGUAAACGAUGGACGCCGCCUGAAGAUCGUAUCUUGUACAUAGGUUUCUAAUAUUUGCCGUUAAUAGGUCUAACGCUAAAUCCUGCCCCCCGCGUCUUUAAUUGCUCUCUACUAGGUCGUCUAACUUUUAUCGGGUUUGCUUGCUCUAAUCGUUGUAGUCGUAAUUUGUUUGCCAAAUUUUCUAUGUCUAUUAUAUCUAUACGUUAUUAUCUAUGUAUAUAAUUUGUAAAGCGUCAACUACAGCGAUUGUUAUAGUUUUUGU
Messenger RNA from Drosophila takahashii, 2365 nucleotides. RefSeq lists its product as uncharacterized. The record is from RefSeq and is a predicted model, not a curated record. Lineage: Eukaryota; Metazoa; Arthropoda; Insecta; Diptera; Drosophilidae.